GGAGUAUUUUGUUAAGAAACUUUGUAUAAUGUCAUGCAUUGCAUGGCGAAGAUAGUGUUUGGUGACCUAAAACCUAAAACAGAAAGCAACAUGCCAAUCAUGUCGGCGCCCGCACUCUUCUCCACCGUUAGCGCCGCCACGGCCACUGCCACGAUCUUGUUCUUAAUCUGCAAGUCUCGUCUCAUGCACGAAAAGAACCUCACAACACACCAUCGCCAACAACCCAAACGCAAUCCCGAACAAUCCAAACGCGAUCCACGUGGCAAGAUGCUAUUCGUUUCCCAAAUCGGAACUUCAAAAGCCCUAGCGACGCGCCUCUGCGAUUUGUUAGAGUCGAAAGGCGUCGUUUUGGACUUCGUAGAUGCCCGGAAUUACGAGCCCGAAGCCCUACCCAAGGAGAACCUCGUCGUCCUCGUUGCUUCAACUUCGGAAGUUUGGAACCUACCUCCCGCACGGAAUUUCUCCUCCAAUCAUGACCUACCUUGGGGAGCAGAGUUCUUCGUCGAUUGGAUCAACAAAAAAGCGAACGCCUUUAAGGUUGGAGCGUUUGUUGUGAAUGCUUGCAGUUUCAGUGCCUUUGUCGUGGGCAGCGAGGUUACUGAAGGUGGCAAGAAUUUGAUGGCUAAGGCCGCCAAUGAGAUUAGGGGUUUGGGGCACACUGCUGAAUGGAAUGCGGAUUUUGACAGCUGGUGGGGAAGUGUUGUUGCGGUUUUGCAAGGUGCUGUUUUGGGAAUAUGCGGUGAAUCUGAACCUGAGGAUGUCGGUUCUUCUGAUCUAAAGCUAUCCAUGACACAGCGUUUAUAUAUGUUUGUGAGAAAUCUUGUAAGUGUGCAAACCGAGCCUUAUGGGAGAUUCUCUGAUACCAGCAGGUACAGGAUGUUAACUAUCACUGACGACAACUUUAUGAAGAAUGGCACUGUUGAACUUGAACAAGUAUGUCAUAUACCUGCCCAAUGGCCUCUUAGAGAUGAUCUAUUGAUCGACAACGGUGUGUUACCAGAUUUUCAAGGAUUUUGUUCUGUUGGUGGCUGCUUUUACUUUGCUGGUAUUGCGCGUAGUCUUAUAACACAUCCGAACGUGGGUUAUUACGAUCGUCGCUACUCAAAGCUGUGGUGCCUUAAGUAUGAGGAUCCUACUUGGGUUUGGAGUCUAUGUGGAACCAUGUUCUGCUCCCGAUUAAGUCCCUUUGUAGUCCCAUACGAUGACAAAUUGUGCACGUUUGGGGGUGCGUGUGGAAUGGCAAAUUGGGUUGAGAUCUAUAGCCUCAAAUCAGGUCUAUGGGAAAAAAGGGAAGUGCCCGAUAGUGCUCUCUUCUUAGGUCUGCCUACCUCGUACUUUCUGUGGGAGGACCGCACCAAGAGUAGCAAGAAGACCCUCAUUGUGUUGUAUUCUUUUGAGGAUAAUCAUCAGUUGCUCAUGUCAUAUGACGUCAAGGCUAACAGAUGGGAAGAAGUUGAGUGCAAUUUUCCGCCAGUUCCUGGAUUUUGUCCUAGAAAAUUAGUUCGUUUGGGAGGUAGCCAUUAUCUUCUGAUUGUAGACUCCGUUCCAACGUGGUAUAUUUAUGACUUGUCUGAGAAGAAGCUUGUGGCAAUAGUGCACGUGGAUGGUUUGGAGGAGGACUAUGUGCGGGUAUCAAAUAUUUUUUGUUGCCACCACAGUAGCAAAGAAAGUUUGAUCUAUAUAUUCACAGAACACGAGUUCGUGCAAGAGGAGGAGCUAGAGGAAGGGUCAGAUCUUCCUCAUCUUGUUCCUUAUGCCAGAGUUAGGCUCCAACUCCAAACUUUUUCUGCCAAGAUUGAAUCCAAGGGUUAUCUUAGAGUUGGUCCUCAUAUACAAUACGAUAUGUUUGCUGUUGGAGAUGAAGGCAAUAAAGAGAAGAGUGUAGUUUAGUAUAGGGGUGUGGUGGAUAUUAGGAAUUAGAAUUUGAGCAUGAAUGACAAGUAGCCAAAGAAAGAAGUGAUGGAUAGCAAAGUCAUAUGAAAGCUCUAGCCACCUUGAAUCCAACUUUGUUGCCAAGACAUGCAUGCCAAUCUGCCUCUACAAGUAAAGUAACAAAUAUUUUGUAAACUAUGUAUUUACCUCUUUGGCCCUGAAACACAGGACUCAACAUCUCCCAAGUCUAAAUGCAACUCAGAUGUAUAUACUCUUCUAUCACCAU
Molecule: messenger RNA, 2158 nt
Organism: Arachis duranensis
Lineage: Eukaryota; Viridiplantae; Streptophyta; Magnoliopsida; Fabales; Fabaceae
Exons: 3
Coding region: 34-1890 (618 amino acids)
Biological process (GO): tRNA processing
Molecular function (GO): 4 iron, 4 sulfur cluster binding; FMN binding; protein binding
Source: RefSeq, a predicted model, not a curated record